Messenger RNA from Guillardia theta CCMP2712, 1125 nucleotides. RefSeq lists its product as hypothetical. Gene Ontology annotation, cellular component: membrane. NCBI's taxonomy places the organism in Eukaryota, Cryptophyceae, Pyrenomonadales, Geminigeraceae. The transcript is spliced from 16 exons. Gene Ontology annotation, biological process: N-acetylglucosamine metabolic process; protein N-linked glycosylation. The coding region runs from base 1 to 1125 and encodes 374 amino acids. The record is from RefSeq and is a predicted model, not a curated record. Gene Ontology annotation, molecular function: beta-1,4-mannosylglycoprotein 4-beta-N-acetylglucosaminyltransferase activity.
AUGAUGGCGAGCGGUAUGACUGGCCGAUGGUCAGCGCCGAGUAUCCUCCCUCUCUUUCUCCUCCUGCUCCUGGUGGGAGGAGGCGUCUCAGAAGAGGCCUGCAAGACAGCAGCGCAGGGGCAGCAGUGCAGCUCCCCCAUCUUCUACGGGGUCGAUGUUCUCCUUGACAGUCACACGGUGCUGUUGACGGAAGGGACGGAAGAGGAGAUACAGUCUUCUGACUGGAACGGAAGGUUUCCAAUGCACCAUGUGGCGGAGGACGACACGUGUAAGGUGCUGGGGCUGGAAGAGCGGGAUGCUGCGGUCCGAGUGUGGGAUGCGUUCACGUUCUUCAAUGAGGUCGAGAUUCUCAAGGUUCGGCUCAAUACGCUGCGAGACGUUGUGCACAAGUUUGUUCUGGUCGAAGCGACACGAACUCACUCGAACAAGCCAAAGAGAUUGUUCUUUGACGAACAGAAACACAUCUUCGAUGAGUUUUCUUCCCAGAUAGUCCAUGUUGUAGUUAAUGACCUGCCAGAUAGUGAAGAUUCGUGGUUGUUGGAGCAUUUUCAAAGGAACGCGAUCACAAGAGGGCUCGCAUCUCCACAAGACCUCGUCAUCGUCAGUGACGUUGAUGAAAUCCCCACGCCGCACGCUAUCCGUAUCCUCAAAGAGUGUGAGGGAUGGGACCAGAGUGGGCCGAUUCAUUUUUUCACGAGAUUCUACAACUUCAAGUUCACUUGGCAGUUUGAGGCCAUGUGGUUCCAUCCACAGGCCUCCACCUACGACUGGAUCACAAGGAACUCUCCUCAGACCCUCCGCAUGUCCAGGACGCGCCCCUCCUUCCUCCGUCUCGACGAUGCCGGGUGGCACAUGUCCUUCUUUGCAGACCCUGAGAGGAUCAUGGAGAAGAUCAGGGCCUACGCGCAUCAGCAAGCAAAGGAAUUUAACCGGCAGGACAUGCUAGACAAGGAAGCGAUAACGCAGGCCAUAGCCAAUGGGACUGACUACUUCUAUGCCCAUGGGAAGGGAGAAGUUCGCUUCGGGUUGCUCUUCCACAACCCGACGUGUCACGGGCUCCCAGAGUUUGUCGUUAGGAGGGCCGAGUAUGCGAACUGGCUACCGGAAGAGUGCCAGCAACAGUGA